AACCUCGCGGUGAAAAUGAAGUUGUUUGAUGCUCACUGUCACCUUCAAGAUAAGAGAGUCAUCGACAAAGCCCCUGAGCUCAUAUCUGCUGCUUUAGCUGUUGGUGUUACCAAUUUCGCAGUCAAUGGAACCUCUGAGAAAGACUGGGACUUGGUGAAAGAGAUGGGAGAGAUGUAUCCUUCUGUGAUUCCUUGCUUUGGAAUUCAUCCUUGGUUUAUUGCAGAUAGGAGCCCUCAUUGGCUUAACACAUUGAGGAUGCUCUUUGAGACAACUCCUACGGCUGCUGUUGGGGAGAUUGGUUUGGACAAAAGUCCGUUAGCAGCAGGCAUUGAUUACUCAGACCAACUUGCCGUGUUUCGCCCUCAGCUUGAACUUGCCAAAGAACUGAACAAACCAGUAGCUGUUCAUUGCAUCGAUGCAUUCGAUGAUCUGCUCGAGAUAAUGAGGUAUAUGUUUAUACAACGAUUGAAGGGAAAACCCAUUAUGUUUUUUGUUCCGUAUGUAGCAUCUAAGUUCCUCGAUAUAAAUAUAUGCAGAUCCGUAGGGCCUUUUCCUGCUGGUGUGAUUCUUCAUUCAUUCAAUGGUACAGCUGAAGUUGUUCCUAAACUUGCUGAGCUUGGUGCAUACUUCUCCUUAUCAGGCUGGUUCACUUACAUUGAUGAGAAAAUCGCAAAGAACACUUUGAAAUCGAUUCCUUCCGAUAGGUUCUUGUUAGAGACAGAUUCUCCUGACGGGUUACCAAAAUCAGAUGAGAGCUCGGAGCCAACUCUCAAUGAACCUGCAAACAUUGUUGCUGUACUAGAAUAUGUUUCAAACCUGUCAAACAUCAAGAAAGAAGACCUUGCGGAGUUAACGUAUGGGAACACUGUAAGAUUGUUUUCUUAUCCAGGUUCUAAAUUGCUUUAAGACCAAUAAAUGGUGUGUGUGUAUGUGUGUGUCUCUACAACAUCAAAGGGACAGAAAACUCAUCAUCUUCUGCUUCUGCUGUUGCUUAUUUGUUUGUUGUUAAUAAAACUAAGCCAUCUACCAAAACCAUCUUUCACUAAUUGUUGGUUCUGUAACUUGGUGGAGGUUCUUUGACCAAUAUGUACUUUAAUUUUCUCGUCUUGUGUAAAACAGUUAUGUUGUUAUUACUGUCGUAAUAAUAAAAGUGAUAUCUAAUAAGGUUUUAAUCUU
Brassica rapa (field mustard) is the source of this 1176-nucleotide messenger RNA. RefSeq lists its product as uncharacterized. The record is from RefSeq and is a predicted model, not a curated record. Gene Ontology annotation, molecular function: hydrolase activity, acting on ester bonds. Lineage: Eukaryota; Viridiplantae; Streptophyta; Magnoliopsida; Brassicales; Brassicaceae.